Messenger RNA from Cynara cardunculus var. scolymus (artichoke), 1463 nucleotides. RefSeq names its product peptidyl-prolyl cis-trans isomerase CYP40-like. The transcript is spliced from 10 exons. Gene Ontology annotation, molecular function: peptidyl-prolyl cis-trans isomerase activity; protein binding. Bases 116 to 1231 code for a protein of 371 amino acids. The record is from RefSeq and is a predicted model, not a curated record. Gene Ontology annotation, biological process: protein peptidyl-prolyl isomerization. Lineage: Eukaryota; Viridiplantae; Streptophyta; Magnoliopsida; Asterales; Asteraceae.
ACAAGUAAGAACGGAAAGCGGAGACAAGAGUGUCACCUUGUCUAUACGGGAUUUCAAUUCAUAUAUAUAUAAGGAUACACCAAGAUUUCCAUUUUUAGGACAGAAAGAGAGAGAGAUGAGGAGAGGUAGGUGUUAUCUGGAUAUUAGCAUAGGAGGAGAGCUUGAGGGCAGGAUGGUGGUGGAACUGUUCACUGAUAUUGUUCCCAAAACAGCCGAGAAUUUCAGAGCACUCUGUACCGGAGAGAAAGGUGUUGGCCCUAUCACCGGUGUCCUGCUUCACUAUAAGGGAGUUCGUUUCCACCGACUCAUUAAAAGCUUUAUGAUUGAAGGUGGGGACAUUUCUGCUGGAGAUGGUACUGGUGGGGAAUCUAUCUAUGGUCUAAAGUUUGAAGAUGAGAAUUUUGAAAUGAAACAUGAAAGAAAGGGAAUUUUAUCAAUGUCUAAUUCUGGCCCCAACACCAAUGGAUCCCAGUUUCGUAUCACCACGACCCGCACUCCCCAUUUAGAUGGAAAACAUGUUGUAUUUGGAAAGAUAGUUAAAGGCGUGGGAAUUCUCAAAUCAAUUGAGCAUGUUGCUACUGGUGAUAAUGAUUGCCCCAAUCUGGAUGUUAUGAUUGCGGAUUGUGGAGAAAUUAAAGAGGGGGAAGAUGAUGGAGUUGGGAACUUUUUCAAGGAUGGUGAUGUGUAUCCUGAUUGGCCAGCGGACCUUGACAAUGGUCCUAGUGAACUCUCUUGGUGGUUGGAUGCUGUAGAUUCAAUCCGGGCUUGUGGGAAUGAGGCUUUCAAGAAGCAAGACCAUAAAAUGGCUCUCAGAAAGUAUAAGAAAGCCGUGCGCUAUUUGGAUGUCUGCUGGGAGAAAGAAGGAAUUGAUGAUGAUCGAAGUAUUUCUCUGGGAAAGAAGAAGGCACAGAUAUUCACAAACAGUGCUGCUUGUAAACUGAAACUAGGGGAUGCAAAGGGAGCCCUGUUUGACACAGAAUUUGCACUGCGUGAUGGUGAAAACAACGCAAAGGCUUGGUUUCGCCAAGGUCAGGCACAUAUGGCGCUCACGGAGGUAGAUGCUGCAAUAGAGAGUUUCAAGAAGGCAAAAGAGUUGGUGCCGAAUGAUGCUGCAAUAAAUAGGGAGCUCAAGGCUGCACUGAAGAAGGUUUCUGAUAGACUUGAGAGAGAGAAGAAAGCAUACUCUAAAUUUUUCUCGUAUGGUGAAAGCGAUUUUGUCACGAAUGAAUGAGGGCUCAUAAAUUUUGUCAGAUCCUCUCCUUUUAUACUCUCCGACCAACCAGAGACCGAUUUUCAGACAGUGAAUAUCGCAAACGUUACAAAGCUUGUUUCGUAUUUGAUUUGAAUCCAAUCAUGUAAAGGGUGUUUUCUUAGAGCUGAUAAUCCAUUGAGCCACUCAAAUAAGGAUUCAUAGUUUACACAACCUUUUUUCUUUAUAUCAUACGCAAAAGUGUUAUCAUCGA